CCUGCCCUCUUUGAUGGACACGGACGCGCAGCGUUUAAACCUCGGAGCCGAAACUUUUUAAACAACGAGUUUUGCCCAACCUUGUUAUGAUAUUCGGCUGAGCAGCCGGCAUUGGCAUAUAGACUUUCAGUGAAAUUAACUGGACGGGAGAUUAAAGUCGAGCGAUAUUGUCGAGAAGUAAACCUUUUUUCGUGUUUACGCUACGUGCUCUCCUUUUUCAAUUUAAUUGCUGAAUAAAAAAAAAUAAUAACAAUAAUAAUCAUAAAAAUAUCCCCAGUGUGCCAACUCUACGGGCGUGCAAAUAAACGUUACCAGAAGAAGAGAAAAAAAAAAGGAGAGAAAAGAAAGAACCCCCCCACACACAGUUUCACCCGAGCCGCGAAUAACUCUUUAAUUAGGUCAUUGUGAGUAUCGCGGUGCAGUUUCCGACGGCAAAGCAAUCUUACCUAAGCCCUAAAUCGAUGGACAAACGUUACACGGGGGACGAUUAUAAUUGGAUUUAACGGAGUGUGACGAUCGGGAAUUCAUUCCAGGUUGUCGUAAUUGGCAAAGGUGAAACACACUCACUCACGUUGAGUAUCGGGCUAAUUUCAUUACAUCGAUAACUAUCGUGACUGCGGAUCAAACAGCUCAGCGUUUACACUCUGCAUGCGAGAGAGGGAAACUUGACUCGCGACUCGCGGCGUGUCGCCACGAAAUUAUUCACCUCGGGCACGUGUUGGAGAGUUUUAGACGUACGGAGUGAACCGACCCCGUGAACAGUGCAACGAGAGGGUGAACAGCCCUAGUCGAGUGAUCGUCAACGACAGCCGAAUAACUGCGGAUGUAAACGGACCGAGAUAUGGACAAGAUUGAUCUGGUCUGAGGCGAAGACCUGCAGGUAACGAUCUCAGAUACGUCAUGAUAAGAGAAUUGUCCCUGGGUUGCACCCUGAACAGGGUGCGGAGGGCAAGUCCCGAGGAUGGGUCCAACCUCACCGCGGCACAGAACUCGACCUACGAUCCCCACGAGCUGCUCGACGACGGUUACGAGGAGAGCCAGGACGCCUGCUACUCGCUCUACUUCCUCCUUGAGUUAUUCCACCUCUACUACAUUCCGCUGAUUAUCCUGAUCGGCCUCGUCGGCAAUCUUCUCUCGUGCAUAGUCUUUCUUAACACCCACCUCAAGAUGAGGAGCUCGAGUUACUACCUGGCUGCUCUCGCCUCGGCCGACUUUGGAUUCCUCGUCGCCCUGCUCCUCGUGUGGCUGAACAACACCGUCGGAUGGCAGGUCUUCAACAAGGCCGGAUGGUGCGAGACCCUCGUCUACAUCAGCGCGGUAUGCAGCUCCCUGAGCGUUUGGCUGAUCGUCGCGUUCACCGUAGAGCGAUUCAUCGCCGUCCAGUAUCCUCUGCACAGGCCAUACAUGUGCACCAUAGCCAGGGCCAAGACCAUUGUACUGGCUCUGGUCGUCCUGGCUCUGGUCAGCCACUCGUACGCCUUUAUCACGGCCGGAGUGAUCCCCGCACAGGACGGCACCGAGGUCUGCGAGCUCAGGAUGGAGUACCACGAGACGAUGCGCAUCAUCAGCAUCGUCGACAGCAUAGCGAGCCUCAUUGCUCCCCUGAUCCUAAUCAUCCUCAUGAACACCAUGAUCACGGUGAACCUCAUCAGAUUCAGCAGGAGGUUCAAACAGGGACCGGGAGUCUCGACGCACUUUCCGAACAGGGAAAGGUCCGACAUAAACCUCAACCAAAUUCCGAACGCCAGCAGCAGCAACAAUGGAGCCGUCGGGAUGACUCUCGUCCCCGAAAUCGGGUGGCGAAGAAAUCCGUCACAGCAGUCUUUCCAUUCGUCGAAAAGUAAUCAUUCCCACCACUCGAGGCACCUGCCGCAAACCACAUCGGCCGCCAUCUACCCUCGAUGUACUUACGGAGGUAAUACCAAAGACGGAAGCGCCUCGUCCAGAAAUCCAGCCUCUCCGAGGAAUCAGCAGAGCAUUACUAAAAUGCUCCUCCUCAUCAGCACCGUUUUUAUACUGCUUAAUUUACCCAGCUACGUGAUCCGGCUGUGCGUAUUUUUCUUCACCCUUGCCCGAAAGGAAACGCCGUUGCUGCUCUGGUGUAUCCAGCAAUUUUUCAUGCUGCUCUACUACACGAACUUCAGCAUUAACUUUGCCCUGUACGCCAUGUGCGGCAUAACGUUUCGCCGAUGCCUAAAGCAGCUGAUGUGCAAGGUGCAAAAAAGCAUCACAAGGUAUCACUGCAACCCUCAACGGUACAUAUAGCUAAUCUACAGACGUAUUCGAACCCUCCGAAUUAGGGGUGGUGAGAAUAUUGUCGUCGCCAACGGUGGCCCAGAGUUAGCCGUCGAUCCCUGACCUUUGUAUAAUAAUGCUAAGGAGAAAAGCGAGUGUUUUUUAUUGACGAAAAUCGGCAGCGGACGAUUAUAGACGCCUAUAAAAUCUCUCCUUCGAUUAUUUUCUAUUCUACGUCUGGCAAUUAUUUGUACCUCGUUUUUCUUAUACCUACCAUGGGAGGGCCGAGGUUAGGGAGAGAAGACAAUAUUCCGAUUAAUAAUACUUUUCCGCAAUCUGGAUUAAUUUUAAAAUACAAUCUUAGGUCGCGGUCGAGGCGCGGUGAUUUUUUUUUUCAUUCGUCAAACAGCAAAUUGACGAACGUAAUUAAUUUACCGAUCGAAACUUCUCUCUGGCUUCGUUUUUGUUUUUUGUUUUCUUUCUUUCUUCUUUCAGUCCGGUUGUAAGUUUUUCUUUUUUUUUUCUUACCGAAAUUCAACGACGGGGAAGACGCGUGGCGGUACAUCGGAUGUAACAAGAGUAGGAGAAAGUUUGGAAGAGUUGAAAAACAAAAAAAAAAAAAAAAACAACAACAUAUUAAAAAGCUAUAAAAUAUAUAUUAUUACUCAUAAAUCUAGUCGUCUAGAAUCAAUCAAUUAUUUAUACUUUAUUAUAUAAUUUUAGCAGAAUUACUUCGAUACUUUAUAUACCCAAUAGACGUUAAGAGAAAAAUGAAAAGGAAGUAUACAAAAACCAAAAAAAAAAAAAAAGCAAACAAAAAAAACGUACGUGUAACGCUGACAGCGAUUAAUGUGAAUUAAAAAAGUUCCAGUUUUUGAAUAACGGAUGUCAUGUCGCCGCAUGGCUGUAUAUAAUGUAUAUUUUGCAUGUGAUAUGGAGAAAAUAUUUAGCAGACGUAAAGUCUUAUGUUUGGAAAUUAAUUCGCUCGUUUGACGGUACCGCAUAUAAUAUGCAAUAUCACUAAUAUCGAGUUUGAUAAAUAAUUUCGAAUGCAGGUUAACUUUUAAGUAUAGGUACCCACACUUCGAAAAAGUUUCAAAACAGUUGUUUCACUUUCUUAAAAAAAAAAACCGUCCAUUCUAUUUCAGUAUCCGACGUCCCUUCAUUAUUUGACGAAAAAUCAAUUAGCGGAUAAUUGACAAUGCGAGAGUUGGCAAAAGUUCUGUCGGAGAGAGAAAAAAAGAAGCUUAAAUAAGGCGAACCUCACGUGAUGGAUGUAACGAAGUAAUACCUGAUAUAACAUCAUUACACGUAUAACAUGGGAAUUUCAAAUGUCUAUAAUAGCACGGCAAUGAAGACAAAUCGCUGGACGAUAAAUUACAAUGUAAAUAUUAUUGAAAAUUAUAUCCCUGUGUGUCCAGGUCGAUGGCCCCGACAUAGUCGUAAAGGUAUAUUUUCUCGACCCCGAAUAUGUCUGCGCGAUUUGUCAUGUGGUUUUAUCUGACAUUUAUUUUUUUUUCUACUUUUCUUUCUUUUCGUCUUCACCCCGCAGCCCUUCAGCUAUCUUUUACUUCACCCUGAAGGGGAUGGGGAAAAAUUUUCUAUUCAUCGUGUGUUCCUAAAGCUAUGCCCUGCAAUCAUAUCGCUAAGAAAUUGAUGACAUUACGCGAUGUAAAAAGAUGAAGAGGAAUAAGACGAAUAGAAGAAAAUAGAGGCGCGAACGCGAUUACGAAUAAACGUAUUUAAUUUAGACGCAAGCGUGAUUAAAUGAGAACGAAAACGCUGCUGCCGAAAAUACCUGAGACAAUCGCUAUGAUAGUCUUUAUUUUUAUUUCAUUUUAUUUAUUUUCGUUAUAAAAACAUCCAAAUAACAACCUGCAAUUGUAUUUUAGAUAGAACACGAAUUCGCAAUAAAUCAACACCCGCGCGUGUGGUUCCACCCUAUUUAAUAUACCUGCAAUAACCAGUUAACAAACCGACGAAUUUAAUUACCGUGAGUGCACGAUGCGUUCGUCUUGUGGUGCUCAAAUUAGAAACAAUUUUAUUCAUUCAUUUUCUCAUCAGAAACUUGUACCAUAUUAAUUAUACAGUUAUAUUAGAAAAAAAAAACAGAGAUGGAAAAAUAAGCUCGAGCAUUGAUUGAACAGAAAAAAUGGCGAAAAAAAAGAGCGAAAUUUACGCUAAAAAGUUUUUGGGCUUCGAGAAAUUUUUUAUCCAAAAAACGAAUACAUAUUUUUUUUUACGAAACAGCUGCAGCCAACGGAUAUUAUCUACGCUAUACGUCCAUAAUUAUGAACGAUAUCGCUGGAUUUACGCAGGAUCAAUAUACAGACAUAUGUAAGCUGCAGGUGGAGGCAACUUGUUUGCAAAUAAUAAUUAUCACAUUUUACCGGAAGCAAAAAAGAAAUAUAACAAUCUGUAAUAAAAUCGCCUACAGCGAUAAGCUCGAAGUUGGUCAGCUGUUGUAUAAUUAAUGACUAACCAUCCGCUGUGUCUGCUAAAAAUUAUCUCCAUAAUGUGUAUAUUGAGAUAUUUAAAAGAACAGGCAAGAAAAAAAAAAAGAAAAAACGAGAAAAUUAAUAACCACGGGCCAAGAAAAAAUGUAAAUAAAUUAGGGCUGCAGGUCGCGUAAGGAUCGCGAGAAUUCCAUUACAUAUAAUAAUUAUUAUUAUUAUUAUUAUUAUUAUCAAUAUAUAUAUAUAUACAUCUAUAAAAUACAACUUAAUACAUAACGAUAUGUGUAACAUAAGUCUGCGUAGUUAAGGAAAAUCAAUCAACAACGACACUGCGAGGAAUGGAUUAGAAAGGAAAAAAAGAACAAAACAAUCAGUUCUAUGUUAUUACUCUGUUCCAUAUACUGUUUAAUCGUAAAUCGAACAUUUACGUGUAAUGUAACGAUAAAGACGUAAUAAUUAUGAAUAUUGUGUAUUAUAUGUACUACUCAAUGUGUUCUGCACAUGUAAUAUAAUCUUUGUUUGAAAUUCGUUAAGUGAAUAACGAUGACAAGAGAAGAAAAAAGAAAAGGAAAGACAACAAGCAACGUACACCUACCCGUAUAAAUGUUGUUGUAGCGUAACGCAUGUGGGGAUUGUAAUUCUAUCGAUAGCCGCAAGUACACGCAUAGAAAAAUAUACCUAAUACCGGUUUGAAUAACAAAUGUCGUAAAUCUAUUGUUACCGUGUUUACAACAAAAGGAAUGCCGACGGCUCCUGCAUCUGGCAUUUGUGACAACUGCGAGAGAUAACGGGCGAAACUUGCGAGGCGGGUGAAUAAUACACUAUACGUUAUAUACGUAAUAUAAUAAUAAUGAUGACGAUAAUAUCAAAUAUGUAACGAGUUCAAAUGGUAUUCCCUCCUUUUGUUCGACACUGAAAGCGUUGAACGCUUUACAUACCUACAUGUGUUACAUGUGUAACACAUGGCACAGCAUUAAUUUCUAAAUAUCGUACAGUAUAUGUGUAUAUAUAUAUAUGUUAUAUAUUAGGGCGCUUAGGAAAAAAAUAAUUUGCCAUUUUCCACCACUGCAGCCCCUGAAAAUUUAUUUCGGGUUAAAGGAAAGGUUCUGUCAAACGUGAACGUUCUAUGUCAUGUAGAAGAUCGCGCUCGGAUGAAUUUUCACUUUUAUAAAUUUUUUUUUGAUUCGUGAAGUAUCGUGAAGAAUUUUUUUUUUCAUCUGUUGCUUACAUCAACGGCAUCGUGAAUUUAAAUCACACGUAAGAUCCACACUUGUAACAUCAAGUCUCCGACUGAUGUUUGAGAAGAGUGUCCGACGAGUUUUUCAUUACUAAUUCAAUAUCGUAAAAUAGUUACAAUUCAAUACGAACUUUUAAUUUAGGAGAAUAAGAUUUCCCGAUGAUAUAUCGUUGUGUUACGGAUCGUGUCCUUGUGAUUGAAUACAAAUGUCAGAAAAGAAAUAAUAAUAGAAGUGCUACAACGUAUUUCGUCGCAAAUUCAAAAACUUGUGAAAAAAAGGAAAAAUCUGAUGAGUGUGAUUUUCCACGUGACGUAGAACACUCGCCUUUUCACAGAGUCUUUCUUUUAGCCCGAACAAACUUUUUAGGGUGUGUCACGUUGGACAAUCGUAAAUUAUUUUUCUUUGAAACACCCUAAUAUGUAUAUAUUUUUUUCGGUUAUAUAUCAUGUACGUAUGUGUAAUAUAUUCCAAGUUGUAUUCAGGUGUCAAGUAGAUCGUGCUUACUUUCCGAUUAUAAUAUAGGCGCGAUUUUGUACGGAUUAUAAUUGUAUACCCUACAUAUAUAUAAUAUAAAUGUGUAAAUAUCUUUGCGUACUAUGUCCUUGAAUACAAUUAUAUGAUUAGAUAAAUAUAUACAUAAAGUGCGAUCAUUUUCACGUAGGUAAUGCUCGUAACGAUAAAUACCGGCGAGUACGCGGACGAGGGCCUAAAUCGGAUCACAGAAAAGCGAAAAAUGAGGUAACUGUGUAAGAAAAAUAAAAAAAAAAAAAAACGAAAAAAAAAACAAAAAUAAAAACUGUCAGCCUCGGGUUUUCGCGAUAUUCAAGCUCGCUUCGGG
Molecule: messenger RNA, 6767 nt
Organism: Neodiprion virginianus
Lineage: Eukaryota; Metazoa; Arthropoda; Insecta; Hymenoptera; Diprionidae
Product: thyrotropin-releasing hormone receptor-like
Exons: 4
Coding region: 901-2265 (454 amino acids)
Biological process (GO): G protein-coupled receptor signaling pathway
Cellular component (GO): plasma membrane
Molecular function (GO): G protein-coupled receptor activity
Source: RefSeq, a predicted model, not a curated record